AGGCGCACGGACGGACUGACGGUGUGUGUGCUCGCUCUCUCCGCGCCUCUGCUGCUGCUGUGCUCCCUCUAUCUCUGUGUGCGCGUGCGCCCCCCCCUCCCCAAUUUCUCUCCUGUCCUGUCCACAUUGGGUGUGGAGGUGGAGGUAUGUAGCACCGGGGAAGAAAAAUAGUGGCGUGUUAUGGCACUGUUGGUUUUCCAUACCGGAUUCCCCGCACCGAGCAGCAUGUAGCACCUGGAGCCGCGUUUCCCCCGAAGAAAGCAUCGCCUGAACGAGGAUUAUUCUGGGGGUGGGUUGGGGGAUUUAUUCCUUAUUUUAGAGGAGUGUUAGUGUGUGUUUCCCCCGCCGCUCUGCACCUCCCGGUCGAUGGUCGUUGAGGAAGCUUCCAUCUUGAGAUCUACCGAGAGCACCAUGGCGAGCGACUCCCCUGCGCGGAGUCUGGACGAGAUAGACCUGUCUGCACUCCGGGAUCCAGCUGGUAUCUUUGAGCUGGUGGAGCUGGUUGGAAAUGGCACCUAUGGGCAGGUCUACAAGGGUCGUCAUGUCAAAACAGGUCCGCUUGCUGCCAUAAAAGUCAUGGACGUCACAGGAGAUGAGGAGGAGGAGAUUAAAGCGGAGAUCAACAUGUUAAAGAAGUACAGCCACCACAGGAACAUCGCCACCUACUAUGGAGCGUUCGUCAAGAAAAACCCUCCAGGGAUGGAUGACCAGCUUUGGCUUGUGAUGGAGUUCUGUGGCGCUGGUUCAAUUACGGAUUUGAUCAAAAACACCAAAGGGAACUCUUUGAAGGAAGAGUGGAUUGCCUACGUCUGCAGAGAGAUCCUCAGGGGUCUGACCCACCUCCACCAGCACAAGGUCAUCCACAGAGAUAUCAAAGGACAGAAUGUGCUACUGACAGAAAACGCAGAGGUUAAACUAGUGGACUUUGGUGUAAGUGCUCAGCUGGAUCGCACGGUGGGUCGGAGGAAUACAUUUAUUGGAACGCCAUACUGGAUGGCGCCUGAGGUCAUUGCCUGUGACGAGAACCCUGAGGCCACAUAUGACUUCAAGAGUGAUCUGUGGUCUCUCGGUAUCACAGCUAUAGAGAUGGCGGAGGGAGCACCGCCUCUGUGCGACAUGCAUCCAAUGAGAGCGCUCUUCCUCAUCCCCCGAAAUCCUGCCCCCAGACUCAAGUCUAAGAAGUGGUCGAAGAAGUUCCAGUCCUUUAUCGACAGCUGCCUGAUAAAGAGCCACAGUCAGAGGCCAAGCACGGAGCAGCUGCUCAAACACCCGUUCAUCCGAGAGCUGCCCAACGAGAGGCAGGUCCGCAUCCAACUGAAGGACCACAUCGACCGCACCAAGAAGAGGAGGGGGGAGAGAGAUGAGACAGAGUACGAGUACAGUGGGAGUGAAGAGGAGGAUGAAGAGAGGGACGUCGGAGAGCCUAGUUCCAUCAUCAACAUCCCUGGCGAGUCCACACUGCGGCGGGACUUCCUGCGCCUGCAGCUCGCCAACAAGGAGCGCUCGGAGCUGAUCCGGCGGCAGCAGCUGGAGCAGCAGCAGAACGAGGAGCACAAGCGUCAACUGUUGGCCGAAAGGCAGAAACGCAUCGAGGAGCAGAAGGAGCAGAGGCGGCGGCUGGAGGAGCAACAGCGUAGGGAGCGGGACAUGAGGAAGCAGCAGGAGCGCGAGCAGAGGAGGAGGUACGAGGAGAUGGAGCAGCUCCGGAGAGAGGAGGAGAGAAGGCACUCGGAGAGAGAGCAGGAGUAUAUCCGUAGGCAGCUGGAGGAAGAACAGAGGCAGCUGGAGAUCCUGCAGCAGCAGCUCCUGCAAGAGCAGGCCUUACUGCUGGAGUACAAGAGGAAGCAGAUCGAGGAGCAGCGUCAGGCGGAGCGCCUGCAGAGGCAGCUGCAGCAGGAGCGAGCGUACCUGGUGUCUCUGCAGCAGCAGCAGGAACCCCCCCGGCCCCCCCAGGACAAGAAGCAGCUAUACCACUACAAAGACCAGGCCCCCGGCACCAACGACAAGCCGGCCUGGGCUACGGAGGUGGAGGAGCAUUAUAAGAUGAACAGACAGACUUCUCCUGCGUUGCAGCAUAAGGUCGCUAACCGGAUCUCUGACCCAUCACUGCCCCCCCGCUCCGAGUCCUUCAGCAGUGGAGGCAUCCAGCAGGCCCGCACCCCCCCAAUGCACCGCUCUGUAGAACCACAGAUGGCCCAUUUGGUGCAGGUGAAGAGCCACGGUCUGUCCGGGUCCCAGUCCCUGUACGACCCCCACGGCGUGUCCUCCUCCUCGGCGUCGCCCUCCCCCUCCCGGCCUCCCAUGCCCCGGCAGAACUCCGACCCCACCUCUGACACCCCUACCCCCCUGCCCCUUUCCCGCCUGGCACCCCCCCUCGACAAGCUGGACCGCAGUUCAUGGCUGCGGCAGGACGACGAUGUGCCCCCCAAGGUUCCUCAGAGGACGACCUCCAUCUCUCCUGCUUUAGUCAGAAAACACUCUCCUGGAAACGGACCAGGCCUAGGCCCCCGGGCUGGAGCCCACCUUAUACGGGCCAGCAACCCCGACCUGCGGAGGACGGACAUUUCUCUGGAUACGCCACUGAAGAAGACAAGCAGUGGCAGCUCCUCCAGCUCCAGCACCCCGAGCUCCCAUGGGGGGUCCAACGAGAGAGGUAACCAAGCAGUUAAGACUGAGGGCUCAAAUCUUUCUUCUUCCCAUGAGAACAAAGAGGACGGCAGAGAGACACGACCCAGCCGGCCUGCAAGCUAUAAGAGAGCUGUAGACGAGGAGGAGUUGGACCUGACGGCUCUGGCCAAAGAGUUGCGGGAGCUCCGUCAGGGCGAGGAGACGAGCCGCCCCCCAGUCAAAGUGACCGACUACUCCUCCUCCAGCGAAGACUCCCACAGCAGCGAGGAUGAGGAGGGGGAGGGGGGGGCGAGUGAUGGGACCGUGGCCGUCAGCGACAUACCGCGGAUCAUGCCAAAUGCGGGUCAAGCUAUGAACGAGGCCUUCAGCAUGUUGGGAGGUCACAAUGAUGACUCGUAUGGAAACAGCUCACAGGACGGCACCCUGAUGAUGAGAGAGUACGGGAUGGGGAGCAGCGGAGGAUCCAAGUCUUCCUUCACUCCGUUCGUAGAUCCGAGGGUUUACGGGACCUCACCGACUGACGACGACGAUAACACUUCUGCCUCAUCGCUUUUUUCUGACGAGCUUAUGAAGCAGGAGCAGGAGCAGGCGCGGCUCAAUGAGGCCCGAAAGAUCUCCGUAGUCAAUGUUAACCCGACCAACAUCCGGCCGCACAGCGACACGCCCGAGAUCCGCAAAUACAAGAAACGCUUCAACUCUGAGAUCCUCUGUGCAGCUCUUUGGGGAGUGAAUCUGCUGGUGGGGACGGAGAAUGGCCUGAUGUUGCUGGAUCGAAGCGGUCAAGGGAAAGUUUAUAAUCUGAUUAAUCGACGGCGCUUUCAACAGAUGGACGUCCUGGAGGGACUCAACGUCCUUGUCACCAUCUCAGGGAAGAAGAACAAGCUGCGAGUUUACUACCUGUCCUGGCUAAGGAACAGGAUAUUACACAAUGACCCUGAAGUGGAAAAGAAACAAGGCUGGAUCACUGUCGGGGAGCUGGAGGGCUGCGUGCACUACAAAGUCGUGAAAUAUGAGAGGAUUAAGUUUUUGGUGAUUGCUCUGAAGAACGCAGUGGAGAUCUACGCCUGGGCGCCUAAACCUUACCACAAGUUUAUGGCCUUCAAGUCGUUCACUGAGCUGCAGCACCGCCCUCAGCUGGUGGACCUGACGGUGGAGGAGGGUCAGAGGUUAAAGGUCAUCUAUGGCUCCAGUGUCGGCUUCCACGUCAUUGAUGUGGACUCUGGAAGCCCCUACGACAUCUACAUCCCCUCACAUAUUCAGGGUCAGGUGACCCCACACGCCAUCGUGGUGCUGCCCAAGACGGACGGCAUGGAGAUGCUGCUGUGCUACGAGGACGAGGGCGUCUACGUCAACACCUACGGACGCAUCACCAAAGACGUGGUGCUGCAGUGGGGCGAGAUGCCCACAUCCGUCGCCUACAUCCACUCCAACCAGAUCAUGGGCUGGGGAGAGAAGGCCAUUGAGAUCCGCUCCGUGGAGACGGGACACCUCGAUGGAGUUUUCAUGCACAAGCGAGCUCAGCGACUGAAGUUCCUAUCGGAGAGGAACGACAAGGUUUUCUUCGCCUCGGUGCGCUCUGGAGGAAGCAGCCAAGUCUUCUUCAUGACCCUCAACAGAAGCUCCAUGAUGAACUGGUAA
Messenger RNA from Gymnodraco acuticeps, 4266 nucleotides. RefSeq names its product TRAF2 and NCK-interacting protein kinase-like. Gene Ontology annotation, molecular function: protein kinase activity; ATP binding. Gene Ontology annotation, biological process: protein phosphorylation. Lineage: Eukaryota; Metazoa; Chordata; Actinopteri; Perciformes; Bathydraconidae. The record is from RefSeq and is a predicted model, not a curated record.